This is a messenger RNA of Contarinia nasturtii (swede midge), 1941 nucleotides long. Its product is annotated as protein kinase 4-like. Gene Ontology annotation, cellular component: membrane; G protein-coupled receptor heterodimeric complex. The record is from RefSeq and is a predicted model, not a curated record. Gene Ontology annotation, molecular function: G protein-coupled GABA receptor activity. The annotation marks the transcript as partial. Gene Ontology annotation, biological process: G protein-coupled receptor signaling pathway; gamma-aminobutyric acid signaling pathway. Lineage: Eukaryota; Metazoa; Arthropoda; Insecta; Diptera; Cecidomyiidae. The transcript has 2 exons.
AUGGAUUUGCCAAAUGUUUCACACAAUCAUGGAAGAAAUGUGUAUUGUAACAGGAAUCAUUUGAAAGUCAUUCGAAUCGAAUGGGCGAAAAAGUUUCAAAAUGGCCAUGCUAACAAAGCACAUGCAAUUGCAAAUCAAUCACAUCUACCACCGACAUCAACAUUCAAAUCCAAAUCAGCACAAAAUCGAAUCAGUACCACAAUAGCACUUUUACUCUACAUUUUGUAUACGUUAAGCAUUCACUUAUUAUGGACCAAUUGUGUGAUAUUUACUGAAUCUGCACAACAACAGCUCAAAUUAAACGUAAACCCAACGUGGAACUUAUUGCAUCAACAUUAUCAGCGAACCGAAAGCAAUAGAAAUCUAAAUAGCAAUAGUAGUCACAAUAAUUUGAAAUCUAAUUUUGCCAAUGUAUCCAGUCACAGUAAUAGUCCUAAGUUAAAUGGCAUUGCCAACGAAAGUAAUAACAGUGAUAGCAACAGCACCGUCAGUAGGAACAGCAGCAUCGCUAUUAGCAUUCACAACAAUGGCAGCGCCAAUCAAUUUGAUUUUUUAACAAACUUACUCGCAUCGUCUGUAAACCGCGAAGUCGCUUUAAGAGCAACAUCUGUACCGCCACUACAGCGAAUUGAUGUCAAUCACAGAACAACAGCCAGUGAAGCUGUGUCACCAUUUCCGAUGCGAACGGAAAUUGGAAUGAGAAUGACAAUGCGAGACAAGCAUAUUCACGUGAUCAACCGAUUGAAAAGGGAAAGAACAGUAACAAAGCCGUUGUCAAUGUUACGGCGCAACCGAGACACGGCAUACCAAAAUCCAAUUAUUCGCAAAAAUUUCAACAGAAACAAACGAAACGAAUUUAGAAAACGCAUCAGUGAUGAAAUUAGAUUUAAACGAUAUCAAUUUGAAAGUGAAAAUGUGAUAAAAUCAGCAAAAAAUCAUGCAAUCAAAAGAAAUGUUAACAUUUUUACAUUCGCUAAUUUAGGUGAUAAUUCAAAUGUAUCAAUAAUUAAUACGACAACGGUUCCAUUUUUGUCGACGACAAAAUCAAAAACAAUUAAGUCAUCAACGUUAUCGUCGUCAUCGUCGCCGUCACCGUCGGUAGCAUCAGCAUCGCAUGAAAUGAAAAAAUUAAUCACAAUUCAUCCAACAAACUUUGAUGGCAAAUCGAUUUCUGGCAUGGAAAAAACUAUCACCAAUUUAACAUCGCCGCCAAUAAUCAGAAAUAGUGUAUCGACUGUGUUGGGAGAAAAUCAGCUGAAUCAAACUGUCAAUAAUGACAGAAAACUAAACGCAAAUGAUAGCAACAACAGCAAUAGCCCCACAAUCAAUCGAAUGGAAAAUAUCGGCCGAUUUGGUAAUGUAACAACAACAACAACGAUGACAAAGACAAUGGUUACGAGAAAUCCGAUAACGAGAAACUUUUCAUCUGGCUCGACACCGGUUCGAUCUCGGGUUAACGACGUUUUCGAAAUGGACACAAAACAAAAGUAUUCCAACUAUAGUCGAAACAUUAACAACAAUAACAACAACAACAGAAGCACCAGCAAUGGCAGACGAAACCAGGACAAUCAAGUCACAUCAUUUGAAGGCGACGAACAAAAUAAAUGGCAUGUACAACAUCGAAAUGGAAAGCGAAUCAUAUCAUUAUUGGGAUUGUUUGAGCUAAGCACACGAAACGGUUUACGAGUUGAAGGUCUGAGUGAAUUAGCUGCUGCUGAACUCGCUGUUCGUCACAUCAAUAAACGGGAACAUCUUUUGCCCGGAUACACAUUGCAAUUGAUUACAAACGAUACCAAGUGUGAUCCAGGAGUUGGUGUCGAUCGAUUUUUCCAUGCUGUUUAUACGAAGCGAUUGUCACGCGUUCAAAUGUUGCUUGGAUCGGCGUGCUCGGAAGUGACAGAAAGUCUUGCAAAAGUUGUACCCCAUUGGAAUGUUGUCCAG